This is a messenger RNA of Schistocerca nitens (vagrant locust), 8916 nucleotides long. RefSeq names its product brefeldin A-inhibited guanine nucleotide-exchange protein 1 (gene Sec71). Bases 66 to 5339 code for a protein of 1757 amino acids. NCBI's taxonomy places the organism in Eukaryota, Metazoa, Arthropoda, Insecta, Orthoptera, Acrididae. The record is from RefSeq and is a predicted model, not a curated record. The transcript is spliced from 30 exons. Gene Ontology annotation, biological process: regulation of ARF protein signal transduction. Gene Ontology annotation, molecular function: guanyl-nucleotide exchange factor activity.
UUGUGGACGGACGGGAGUGUGUGUUGUUGACGCGCAGAAUGUAGUUAGUGAACGUGUACAUAACGAUGCAAAAGAAUUUAAAAACGAAGGAAAUGUUCAUCGUGCGAGCCUUGGAAAAGAUCCUGAGCGACAAGGAUAUAAAGCGGUCGCACCACUCUCAGUUGAAACGAGCUUGUGAGGUGGCAUUAGAAGAAAUAAAGAACGAGCUGAAAGAUGGUGGUCAAGUGGACCCCACUUCUUCUUCGGCACUCCCAUUACCAAAGAAUGAUGCCGCUAAUGUUAUUACAGCUGAGAAGUAUUUCCUCCCAUUCGAACUGGCAUGCCAAAGCAAAGCGUCAAGGAUUAUUGUGACAGCCCUUGAUUGCCUUCAGAAACUUAUUGCGUAUGGUCAUUUAACCGGAAAUAUACCAGAUUCCACGACACCUGGGAAGUACCUUAUAGAUAGGAUAGUGGAAACUAUUUGUGGAUGCUUCAGUGGGCCACAGACUGAUGAAGGUGUUCAGCUACAGAUUAUUAAGGCACUCUUGACAGUUGUUACUAGUCAGCAUGUUGAGGUCCAUGAGGGAACAGUCCUUCUUGCUGUCAGGACAUGCUACAACAUUUACUUGGCCAGCAAGAAUCUAAUCAAUCAAACAACAGCCAGAGCAACUUUGACACAGAUGUUAAAUGUUAUUUUUAUGCGCAUGGAAACCCAAGCUACAGAUGAUGCUGCCAGGUUUAAGAGUAGCCUUGAAGUCACAGAACAACUUCAAACAGAGGAAAGGCACACACACGAUGAUGUUACACAACAACCAGAAGAUCAGUUACCCGUAAAAGAACAGGAGAACUUGCAGAGUGCUGUGGAGUCAGAAAAUACAAAUCGUGAAAUGGUGCGAACCAUGUUGGACAACAUUGUCGAUUCUGUAGUCACAGGUUGUGAAGCAGAAAGCCGCAGUAGUACUACAGGUGCAGAAAGUGGAGGUGACUCAUCACUGGCAAAUGAGUCUCAAAAUGAAGGUAGCCAACAUAAUCAGAGUGAAACGCCCAGCAUCACAAGAGUACCAUCACAGGAAAGUAUGGAUACUAGUAAUGAUACAGACACUGCCGUUACUGCGAAAUUUACACACAUUCUUCAGAAAGAUGCAUUUUUGGUGUUUCGAGCAUUGUGCAAGUUAUCGAUGAAACCUUUGCCAGAGGGCCAGCCAGAUCCCAAAUCACAUGAGCUUCGUUCAAAGAUUCUUUCAUUGCAUCUGUUACUAUCUAUUUUGCAAAAUGCUGGUCCAAUUUUUCGUGCAAAUGAAAUGUUUGUUACGGCCAUAAAACAGUACUUGUGUGUUGCUCUCUCCAAGAAUGGAGUUUCAUCCGUCCCAGAAGUUUUUGAACUUUCUCUUGCAAUAUUUUUAGCUCUACUUUCGAAGUUCAAGAUGCAUCUCAAAAUGCAGAUAGAGGUAUUUUUCAAGGAAAUAUUUUUAAACAUAUUGGAAACCUCAAGUUCAUCAUUUGAGCACAAGUGGAUGGUGAUACAUGCAUUGACAAGAAUAUGUGCAGAUGCUCAGAGUGUUGUAGACAUUUAUGUCAAUUAUGACUGUGAUCUUUCUGCUGCAAACUUGUUUGAAAGGCUGGUGAAUGAUUUGUCAAAGAUAGCUCAAGGCAGGCAAGCAUUGGAAUUAGGAGCCACUCCAAACCAAGAAAAGUCAAUGAGAAUACGAGGUUUGGAAUGCCUAGUCUCCAUCUUGAAAUGUAUGGUUGAAUGGAGCAAAGAUCUAUAUGUAAACCCCAACUCUCAAACAACGCUGGGUUCAGAGAGACCUGCUAAAGAUGUUGAAGCUGAUAGUUCUACAAAGACAAGUAUCCAGUCAUAUGGUGGAAGCAGCAACAGUUUAAAUUCAGGCUCCUCUAUUCCUAGCAGCCUGAACAACAGAGAGGUGCUUGAUAGUCCAGAACAGUUUGAGGUGCAAAAACAUCAGAAAGAGAUAUGGGAGACUGGAAUUACUUUGUUUAAUCGCAAACCGAAGAAAGGCAUUCAGUUUUUACAAGAGCAACGAUUAUUGGGGAGUUCUCCAAUGGAAAUAGCUGAAUGGUUGCACAGUGAUGAACGCUUAGAUAAAACUGGGAUUGGUGACUUCUUGGGUGACAAUGAUGAUUUAAGUAGAGAGGUUAUGUAUGCAUAUGUUGACCUAAUGAACUUCAGCAACCGGGAUAUAGUAUCUGCUCUUAGAUAUUUCCUUGAAGGCUUCAGACUACCUGGUGAAGCACAGAAGAUUGAUAGGCUAAUGGAGAAAUUUGCCAGCAGAUACUGUGAAUGUAAUCCAAACAAUGGCCUUUUUGCUAGUGCUGAUACUGCAUAUGUAUUAGCAUAUUCUGUCAUUAUGCUUACCACAGAUCUUCAUUCACCCCAAGUGAAAAGCAAAAUGACUAAAGAGCAGUACAUUCGGCUCAACAGAGGUAUUAGUGACAGCAAGGACUUGCCUGAAGAAUAUUUGUCAAGUAUCUAUGAUGAAAUUGCUGGUCAUGAAAUAAAGAUGAAAGGAACUGUUAACAAACCGGGCAAACAGUUGAUAUCAAGUGAAAAGAAGCGACGUCUCCUGUGGAACAUGGAAAUGGAAGCAAUAUCUGCUGCAGCCAAGAAUUUAAUGGAAUCAGUCAGUCAUGUCCAGGCGCCAUUUACCUCAGCUAAGCAUGUGGAACAUGUUAGGCCUAUGUUUAAAAUGGCUUGGACACCAUUUCUUGCUGCUUUCAGUGUUGGCCUACAAGAUUGCGAUGAUCCUGAAAUUGCUUCACUGUGUCUGGAUGGUAUUCGUUGUGCAAUCCGAAUAGCAUGCAUCUUUCAUAUGACGCUGGAAAGAGAUGCAUAUGUUCAAGCUUUAGCACGAUUUACACUCCUUACUGCCAAUUCACCAAUCACAGAGAUGAAGGCAAAAAAUAUUGAUACCAUAAAGACCCUUAUAACAGUUGCACAUACUGAUGGCAAUUAUCUUGGUACCUCAUGGCUGGACAUAGUUAAAUGUAUAUCUCAACUGGAACUAGCUCAGCUUGUUGGAACUGGAGUAAGGCCACAGUUCAUAUCUGGACCCAGAGCAAACCACACAGACUACCAUCAUUCCGAUCCUUUGAAACUGAACCUAAGCUCUUUAGACCCAAGUGUGAAAGAAUCAAUAGGGGAAACAAGCUCCCAGAGUGUAGUUGUUGCUGUGGACAGAAUAUUCACUGGUUCAACAAGGCUUGAUGGAGAUGCAAUUGUUGAUUUCGUAAGAGCCUUAUGUCAGGUUUCAUUAGAUGAGUUGGCACAUCCAUCACAUCCACGUAUGUUCAGCCUUCAGAAGAUAGUGGAGAUUUCGUAUUAUAACAUGGGGCGCAUAAGACUGCAGUGGUCUCGAAUAUGGCAAGUACUAGGUGACCACUUCAAUAAAGUUGGAUGCAGUCCAAGUGAAGACAUUGCAUUCUUUGCUGUGGAUUCACUGCGCCAACUGUCAAUGAAGUUCAUUGAAAAAGGAGAAUUUGCGAACUUUAGAUUUCAGAAAGACUUUCUGCGACCAUUUGAACACAUCAUGAAGAAAAACAGGUCACCAACUAUCCGUGAUAUGGUAGUUAGGUGCAUUGCACAAAUGGUUAACUCGCAGGCAAAUAAUAUACGCUCAGGCUGGAAAAAUAUAUUCAGUGUUUUCCAUUUGGCAGCGUCUGACCAUGAUGAAGCAAUUGUGGAAAUGGCCUUCCAGACUACAGGAAAAAUUAUAAAUGAUCUUUAUGCCAAGAAUUUUCCAAUAAUGAUUGACUCAUUCCAAGAUGCUGUCAAAUGUUUGUCAGAAUUUGCCUGUAAUGCAAGCUUUCCAGAUACGAGUAUGGAAGCAAUUAGACUUAUCCGUACAUGUGCCAAGUACGUUGAUGAGAAACCUCAGUUAUUUGCAGAAUACAACAUGGAAGAUAUUAAUGUACCAGUGGAAGACCGUGUAUGGGUGAGAGGGUGGUUUCCACUACUGUUUGAAUUGUCUUGUAUAGUGAGUCGCUGUAAAUUAGAUGUAAGAACUCGUGGUUUGACAGUCUUGUUUGAAAUAAUCAAGACAUAUGGGGAAGCUUUCAGAGCCCAUUGGUGGAAAGACCUUUUUCAAGUACUCUUCCGGAUAUUUGACAACAUGAAACUUCCUGAGCAGCAUACAGAAAAAGCUGAGUGGAUGACAACAACAUGUAAUCAUGCACUCUAUGCAAUUGUAGAUGUGUUUACACAAUAUUUUGAUGUUUUGGGGCCUCUUCUAUUGGAAGAUUUGUACACUCAGCUACAUUGGUGUGUACAACAAGAUAAUGAACAACUGGCACGUUCAGGUACAAAUUGUCUGGAGAAUCUAGUCAAUUCUAAUGGUUUGAAGUUCUCGGAUUCCACAUGGGAGAAGACUUGCCAGUGUAUGCUGGACAUAUUUAACUGCACUAUACCCCAUGCUCUUUUAAGCUGGAGACCAGAAGAUGCACAUGAGGGCAAAGAGUCUGAUAUGGAUAUUAUUACGGGGAAUACUGAUGAUACUAAUCACAUCUUACAACGUUCCAACAGCUCGUAUAGUGUGCAGAGCUCACAAAGUUCCAGUAGUGUCCCAGCAGAAGAAAUUACAUUGUUGCGUUCAAAGGCAAAUUCAGACCAGAGGCUGUUCCAAAGUCUAAUGAUUAAAUGUGUUGUACAGUUGGAAUUGAUUCAAACAAUCGAUAAUAUUGUAUUUUUCCCUGCUACAUCAAGAAAGGAGGACCAAGAAAACUUGGCACUAGCACAGGCAGAUAUGCUCCAUGUAGAAGCUGGGCUUUCAGAACAACAGCGUGAAGAACAGGGGAUGUAUCGCAACCUGAGUUCAAGACAUCUUCUGCUUCUUACUGAUUGUUUACUUCAGUCUCAUAGAUUUGCAAAAGCUUUCAACUCCAAUCAUGAACAGCGCAAUUUGCUCUGGAAAGCUGGUUUCAAAGGUGGUGUUAAACCAAACUUGCUGAAGCAGGAAACUCAGAGUUUGGCAUGUGUACUGAGAAUACUUUUCAAGAUGUAUAGUGAUGAGACACGGCAAGAGGCAUGGCCCGUAAUUCAGCAGCGUCUCAUCUCUGUUUGUCAUGAAGCAUUUGAAUACUUUCUUUGUUUGCAAUCGGAAGCACAUCGAGAUGCGUGGACAUGUCUUUUGCUUCUUGUUCUGACAAGGAUUUUCAAGAUGUCUGAUGAAAGGUUUGCAGCUCAUACUUCAAGCUACUAUCCAAUGCUUUGUGAGGUUAUGUGCUUUGACCUGAAGCCAGAGCUACGAUCUGUUCUUCGAAGAUUUUUCCUUCGGAUCGGUCCUGUGUUCAACAUCACUCCUAAUACCAAGACAGCUUCAGCAGCAGUAACUGUUGGACCAUGAUACAUCAAAUGUAGUCAGAGCUAAGUUCCUGUGAGCCAACCACUUCUGACUCAUCAUUGUCAUGUAAGUGGUUGGAGAAAUGGCUACAGUAGGUUGUGGAAACCUGUCUAUUUCAGCCACAAGGCUGUGUUGUUGAUUCUGUAGGUAACUGCAAUUUUGUGUUAGUUGAUUCAUAAAUGAAGAGAUGUGAUAUAUAUUGUUGACUUGUAAAACAUCGGCAUUAAAAAUAAUAAACUUUGUUUAUGGAUAAUACCAGUGCAAAGAAAUGAAAAAUAGUGUAGUGUUAUAGUAACAAGAGUUAUGAUCUCCUGAUAGUGGUUUUUCAGAUCUUCUGGAAUCUGAAUGUAUUAAAUACUAUUAUGUCAUAUAAAUGCUUACCAAAUCAGUACCAUCUAUGAAGAAGCAUGUAAGCAUAGCACAUAGAUUUACAGAUAAAUUAAACUUAAAAAUUCCUGCCGCUCUGUAAAUCAAGAACACACACAACUACAGUGAUUUUUUGCAUAUUUACUGUUCAUAUGAAUGAAUGUUAACAACAAAAUGGAUACAGGUAUGGAAAUUUCUGAAUUAUUUUGAACUGACAUUCCACUAUUUGUAAAUCCUCCGUGCUCAUGACAUUUGUUUUGAUGGCUGUUACUUAAAAGCAAAAGCUUUCCAAUUUUCUGUUUUUCGGAAGCAGUCUUUACAUCCCUGGUUAGGAUAAUUAUUGUUGCAGUGAAAAUGUUGUGCCUAUUUAUGCAGUUUAUGUGAAUAGAAACUACUAACAUUUUAUCAAGACUUCAGACAUUGUUUCCAACUUGUUAUAUUUUAAUUUAGAGUGUAAAAGGAGUAAAUCAGAUGAUCAUUAUGCAACAAGCGAUGUGUACAUUCAGUCAUUAAAAGUAUGGCCAUUUUGCAUGAGCAACCAACACAUUAGAUCAGAAACAGUUAUUCAUAAUGCUAAUUUCUACAUGAAAGAUUUCAACAGUUUUUGGUCACUCAUGUACACAGUGCUUCUCUUCACUCUGAUUUGCUUUGUUUUAUGAAACUAUUGUAGGGCUUAAUCCUCUAUGCUCCCCUGUUUUUUUAUCAUUAUGAAGUAUCUGUGAAGUAAUAGACUCAUUUGAACUGGUGGAGGUAAGCGGUGUAUUGAAGUGCCUUGUAGCUCGAUUUUAAUAAGGAUGUAGCAUGUAUCACAGUUUUUAAUCAUUUCCGUGACAAUCUUCAGUAGUCUUAAAGCACUGCUCUCUUUCUUUUUGUCUUUCAGUACUAAAUAUGAUGUAAGGUAGUUGUUUUGAGAGUCAGACGAGACAUUCUUCUUUUUUUUAUUUGAAAAAAAAAGUGAUACAGUGUUUUUGAAAUAGUAAAGAACUUAUAACUGUAGAUGUCAAUUACAAACAUUCUACACAUUUUCUGCUUCUUCUGAUGGGUUCUUUAAGAAUGUUGACAAUUAAUUUCAUAGUUAUUCUUAAUUGUUAUGCUUAAAACAAUAAAAAUGGGAUGAUGAUUGCAGUUCGAAAGCUCCACACAUUUCAAUUGUAAUAAGAUAAAUGCCAUUAUUAUUUAUUCUUGAAAAAUUUGUAUCUUCAAAUGCUGUUAACCAUUUGAUCUAAAUCAUCGACAUUGUGCUUGUAGAUCAUAUAAAAGCUGUAAUCACUACAUGAAACAUAAAAGGAUAAUUCAAUUGAUAAUUAAUAUUACCAGAAUUAUCCAAUAUUUUGAAUCAAAUUUCAUAUGAGUGUGUUGUUUGGUAUUGGCAAAAUAACAAACAUUUCAUUACAUUUGCUUUAAAAAUAAUGAUGAAAAAAGCUAAAAAUUUUGAGUGAUAUGUCUAAAAAAUAAUUAUAAUCCAGCAAAGGAAGAAACUAUUGUGGUAUGUUCAACAACAAGCAACAACUAUACAGAACGUCCUUUUGAAGUUUAGCUUUAAGUGUUGAUAAGGAGGAAAUACAGUAAUGUAGUAAUUCACAAUGUCAUUAGAAAUAUGUAUGUCAGACUAAAAAGAGAGGUGUGCACUACAUACAGAAAGGAAUAGGAAAAUAGCGUUAAGAGGAAUUGUAGGAGAUAUGGUGGAGAUCCAACGAAGUUGGUAUGAUGGCAAGAUAUUUGACUGAUAAGCUUCUUUCUUGUUUAUGUUGUCUCAUGUUUAUUCUGUCAGUAAGUAUCUGCUGGAGGACCAAUUUUCUCUUAUUCUACCAUUUUACCUGUAUUGUUCCACAUAUUUGUUUUAUAAUUGUCCACAGAUGAUACCUCCAGUUCCUAGUUUUCACACUUCAGUGUCAUCCCAUUUCUUUGUGUCAGUUCAUGAAGAACUAUAAAUUUGAUGAUUGUAUUUUUCUUGCCCAGAAUUUUAAUUUUCUUCAGUAUGCACAUCUCUUCCUUUACAGCCCCUUCACCCUAUCGUUUCACCCCCAACCAUGCUAAAUAACAUAUAAAUCCACAAUUUCACUACAUAUGUUUAGUUUGUUUUUUAUCUUGCUCAUUUGUUUGCUACUAUUUUUGUUUAACAGAAAUCUAGAAGACGUUUAGUACUUACAUUGUUUCAAUAGAGAAAGGGAGAUGGGAAAUUUGCAGAAAUAUUUCCUCUACAAAUAGUACAAAAAAAUUAUAUUGUUUUUUUUUUUUUUUUUUUUAUUCACUGUGUCUUUAUAACUCAUGGCCUGAAUGGUCGUUUGCAGCCUAAAUAUUGAAACAUUUUUCAUAUAGAACGUACUAAAAGACACUCUGUCUCUUGUGUUCAUUACAUAUUGAUAAUUUCAUUCCAUUUUCUUAAAGCAAAUUUUAUAAAUCAAAAUUACACCAUUCAAGUUAAGAAAAAAUAAGGUUUGUGAUUUCUCUGAUUCCUUGGAAGCUGGAUGUUGAAAUUUAAUUUCUUAAGUGUUAAUCUCAUGACUGUAGGAAAAUGUAUAUAUUUAUAUCAAAAUAUUUGUAGUCAUUCCAUUGGAAGUACUUUCUUCAGUAUCUUUAUUUUGAAAUAAUAUUGCUGUGUUGUACUGCUUUCCCCAAGUAGAUUAGAUAGUCCUCUGGUGCUUAUGCUGCAGAACAGUGUAUGAGGCCGAGGGAGAUGAUAUAUUUUGCAGUAGGUUUUAUGUUCCCUUGAACUAUAUUGCAAGGUAUAUCAUGCCAUAUUUUCUGUAAAUCAUCCUUGAAUGCUGAGUUUGUUGUAAUUAUUUUUCUGUUUCAAGACAGGUAGCUCUAGCAGAAUGGUUUUGUUACUCCUUAUAAAAUUUUAUAAUUUCAAACUUCUACAUUUUCCACGUAGUGUUUAAAUUUGUUGGAGGAAUGAAAAGAACAUCAUUUUCUCAAACAACACCAAGUGUUCCUUUGUGAGAUAGCCACAGGUUUUCAUUUAAUGAUAAUAUUAGCUGUUAAAUCAUUUGAUUUUUUUCGUACUGCUGUAAAUUCAUGUAUAUAUUGUGAAGGAUUUAUUUAUUGUGUAUAGUAUUUAUGUUUGUUUAUAUAAUCACUUUACAGAAAUAUGUGAUAAUCAGAUAGACUAUUUUUUUAAUAACUAUUACUUAAAUUGCUUUAUCAUUUCUUAUAGUUAUUGUAUCAAGAUGUACAUUAAAAUAAAGUUUUAUGUAGAAUGUUUUAACAGCAU